Messenger RNA from Podarcis muralis (Common wall lizard), 1156 nucleotides. RefSeq names its product cellular communication network factor 5 (gene CCN5). Gene Ontology annotation, molecular function: heparin binding; integrin binding. Gene Ontology annotation, cellular component: extracellular region; extracellular matrix. NCBI's taxonomy places the organism in Eukaryota, Metazoa, Chordata, Lepidosauria, Squamata, Lacertidae. Gene Ontology annotation, biological process: positive regulation of cell differentiation; signal transduction; cell adhesion. The record is from RefSeq and is a predicted model, not a curated record.
ACACGCUGCUGUCUCCAAACUGCCUGGGGAGGGAUGUGCUGAAGUGUCAGAAUGAAACUCCAGCUUCUCUUGGUCUCCUUCUUUUGUCUCCUUUCCAAGGUGUAUGCACAGCUUUGCCAGACUCCAUGCUACUGCCCAUGGAUCCCUCCACGUUGUCCACCAGGCUCCUCCUUAGUUCUGGACGGCUGCGGCUGCUGCAACAUAUGCGCCCGCAGACUGGGAGAGCCCUGCAGCUAUCUACACAUCUGCGAUCGGAGCCAAGGACUUGUCUGCGAUUACAGCGCUGCCCUGAUGGGGAGAGGAGGAACCUGCAAUUAUGAGGACGACGACGACAGCUGCGAAGUGAAUGGGAAGAUCUAUCAGGAUGGGGAAGUGUUCCAGCCAAGCUGUAAGCUCCAGUGCCGCUGCUCAGGAGGAGGUUUCACAUGUGUCCCCCUCUGCAGUGAGGAUGUUCGCCUCCCCACUCCAGAUUGCCCCCAUCCAAGGCGUGUGGAGAUCCCAGGAAAGUGCUGCCAGGAAUGGAUUUGUGAAAGACAAGACAGGCAGAUCUUGCCGGAUACCAUGGCAGCACAAAGGCUCCCUGGGACAGCGUCGAUAUUGAUCCCCUAUGCUUGUGAACAGUGGAGCACUGAAUGGUCUGCCUGUUCUGCCACCUGUGGCGUAGGGAUCGCCACGCGUGUAUCUAACCAGAAUCAGUACUGCAGGCUCGAGACCCAAAGACGCUUAUGCCUCCUCAGAUCCUGCCAGGGUCUGACGGGAAUAGCCAGCAUGAGAGGAAGAGGAAGCCGCUUGUAAAACCAGCCCGCUCCAUUCAGAAGUUGAUAUACUGGCCUUAUCCUAGCAGCUGGAUCAUCACAAGUCCAAGAUGCUCUCAUUUCUUUGAUAAUGAGAUAACUGCCUAGAAACAGAGAGAAGAAAUGACCGUCUUUAGCUGGGAGAGAGGAAGAAAGCUAAAGUGCAGCUCCUCAUCGCAGCCGACAUCUGUCUUCUCCCUUGAUUCCCCUGCAAUUAUGCUAGGCAAUGUUAUCGUUCAGUGAGGGAAACCAGACCAUAUGUUUUAAUACUGUACAAUACUGAUGUGUUUAAUGCCAGCUUGUGGCUACUAUUAUAAAUCCAUCCAUUGGAAAAAUGAUGCUUUGCAGCUACAGUAAUCUAA